ACAACAAGCACAAAGACUUAAUAAUCUUAUCUUGACGUUUUAAUAAACGAUGUCAAGAUAUUUCACCUGAAUUUUUUUUCGUCUUUAUUGUUCGUCAAAGAGUGAAAGUAUAGAAACACACACACGCACAUGUACGCACGUGCGCGCGCGCACACACACUCACAUGCACAUGCACAUGCGCGCGCGCGCACACACACACACACACACAUACACACACACACACACACACAGAAGUGGAAAAAGUAGGAAGUUCGAUCGCGAUAAGUCUGCCGAUUUACAAACGUCAGUAGGUCUAUUUUUAGCUGCAAUGAAAUAGAAGCGUCGCGUGCCGACUAUAUUGACUUUCGAUCUGAAGCGCGCAUAAAUUCGGUGAGCUCUCUUGGUGAAUUUCUAUAAUUUUUCUUUCCAAUUUCGUUUGCGUGAUGUCGAAUUAUUGCGUUGAACGGUAUAGUAGCAGCUUAAGCGGCUGCGUACAGUCGUUAAAAAAUACGAAGAAUAAAAUUACAGGACUACUACUUUUUUUAUUAUCCUCUCACGCUUUAUGGACGGUUAAUUAUAUGUAAUAUAAUAAUCCAUAUUCAACUACUGAUCCCACAUAAACUAUUUUUGAAUGUAUUUUUAAAACUAAUUUUUUUUUUAAAUAUCUAACUUUCAAUUCCGCGACACGUGUAUAGGGAUAUAGUAAAAUUCGCCAUCUGCUAUAAAAGACGAUGAUUAAAUUGUUGAUUAUCGUAUUACACUGCAAUUGCAGCAAAGUUUUUCCACGUGAUUAAGCAAAAACGCGUCGAUGCAUAAACGCAUAAAACUUACUUUGCAUAAACUGCAGAUUCCAGGCGGAAAAAUCCUCGGUUGCGCGCGCUAUUUAAAAAACAAUCUUUGCUGACAUAGUCGUCGGGUACGGAUGUGCAUUAGCAAUAAAAUCCAGACGCUACAUUUAUUUCGAUGCAUUGUUUGACAAUUUAUACGUUCGGUAAAGUGCAAUUGUUUUUGUAGAACUUUUGUCUGGUCACACAAUAAAUCCUAUCGAAAACAGUCGCUACAGAUUAUGUUAUUGCUUAAUUUUAUUAAUAAUUAAAAUGCGAUCCAUUCGAUUUGCACGAUUCAUUUUUAAAUUGUUUAUAAGUUUCGUAAUGACAAUUCAAUUGUUAUAAAUUUCUUUGAAAGGAAAAGCCUAGGCAAUAAACAGCGAAGACAACUGUAUGUGUCGUGACAAAUACUGAAAACAACCAACAAUUGUUUUCGUCAGCAUGAGUCAUAAUAGUAAUCGUAUUUGUAGUCACGCCAAGGUAUUAACAUUAAAAAUUCCCCAACUAAAACAUCAGCAUAAACGAUCAUAUGCUAAUAUGACUCAAUAUAGAAUAUAUUUUACAAAAAAAAACGAGUAAAAUCACGAGCAAACACUAUCGACACACCUUUAUAUAUAAAUGUGAGGGGAAAGGGGCGAAUCUGAAGCGCCGAUAAAAAGCCAGAGUAGCAGGCAGAAAAAUAGCCACGAAAUUUACGGCUUAGCCGCACGCACCUACUAUAAUACUACGUGGCAAGCAACGACUUGCCGAUAGCGCAUGAGAGCUCCUAUGAGUUAAUGCUUUUAUGGCGCGAAUUUUUUUUUACUUUUUAUUUUUUCUGCUCUUUACAGGAGUCAUAUAGACGCGCGGGUGAAAAGAGGAAUGAUGAAGCGUGCAGUGGCUAUUUUAUUUUAUCUUGUUUGCUUCUUUUUCAAAUAGUGUCCUGCCAAGAGAUGAGUUUUUUUAUCAUUUAUUUGAAUUACGAUUUCAAUAAUUUUCGUUUACUCAAUUUUACUAUGGUUCCUUUUACGGUCUAUAUUUUUUUUGGUAGAAUGAAUUAUUUCUACAUCUUGUUAAAAACGUAAACUGUCGAGGGUCAAAUUUGUAAUUUAGAUCUAAAUUCACUUGAAAAAAAACAAUGAAUAUGAAAUUAGUUCCAAUCUCAUAAUUAAUUCUGACUCCGUUCCAGAAAUUCCAUUAUCCUCAACAGCGCAAAUAUUUUACUUGGCAAAUGUUUUUUGAAUUCCAUCGCAAAAAUGAAAACAAUGUCAUCCUUCAGGAAUGAUGUUAGCUUGGAUGACGUAGUGUCAUUACUCUCGUCAAGAAGCCGUCUAUGAAGAAUAUGCUUACAAAAGUCUGUUCUUUUUACAUCGUUCCAUCAACGACGGUAUCACACCAAAAAAAAGUUAGGUCAAACAGUGCCGUGCGAGCGAGAGCGUAUGUCGGUGAACAAAAGUGCUAACUUACAAUUUGAAUGCAGUUCAGUGAAUCCUCAUUAAAACUUCGAGAUCGGCGAAGCUAUGAAGACGAAUAAGUCGAAAUUGAUUUGGUUCGUUCGAUAAAGGACAAAAAUUUUUUUAAUGAAAAAUAUAUAAGGCGUUGAGCUAUGACACUCACGAAGCAAUUGAAAAAAAGUAUGAAGAAGAAGCAAAAUAACCAGCAAGUAAACGGUGAUGCGAUGCCGGUGAAAAAUAGAGCGUCGAUCACCGAAGCCACAAUAGUGCCGGGGAUUGUACCUGUCAAGAUGUCAAAGGAUCCACCGCCACCGGUAGUAGCGCCGUUGAUACGAGAUUCAGGAAGGAAACAGGAGACGGCAGAGCCGACUAUAGGGCCAAAGCUUGAGCGCAAGCCCUCACUACGCCGUAAGCUUGGCUCAUUGUUAAAGGGGAGCGCAGAUUUACCGACAGCCAUUAACCACGGCCUCCAACCGAUCCGGCGGAGCAUGAGUUUCAGCAAGGGCAUCGAACAGAAACCACCAACCCAACCAAAUGCCACUCCUGCGCAGCCAAAAAAUGGCUCACUGAAAGCUUUUAGAACCAGAUCAGUGCAAUGGUAUAAUAGUCUCAGUUCAUUGGCGGAAAAUGAUGAGACUAAAGGACAUUUGGCUGAUAGCAAGGAAAGAAUAUUUCACGAGGAUGAUGCAGAGGAAAAUAGUCCUGAAGUGGUAUACAGACGGAAAACAAACAACAGCAAUUCGGCUCUUUAUGGACGACACAGUGAUUGCUAUGAUUUCUCUAUAGACUUUAGUAAACCUCCGUGUGAGGCUAGUAGCCUUCCAUCUCUUACACGUGACAUCAUUGAUAAAGAGGAUGCCGAACCGAAAAAGAGGUGGGUGGAGCAACAGGUCAAGAACGGAUGGGGCAACUUGAGGGCGAAUGCCCGGAGCCUCUCGGUGCUACGUGGCCUGAGCUUCUCAAGUAUCAAACGGAGCACAGCAGUCAGUCAAUCGGUACGUUCGAGGUCGUUAACGCAACUUGAUGCGCUCGGCACAAGUAUGCUUGACGCGGGUGAGCAUAUGGAUACCCCAUCCCAUCAGCAUCACCGAGAUAGUCCUCAUCACCAUCAUUCCCUUCAUCAUGAUCAUUCACAUAAUUUUGGCGAGCCAAGUCCGCGACUCCUCGUGCCCAAUGCCGCGAGUAUAUCCACUACCGAUGGUACCAAGUCUAAUCGAACCAGGCAUAAGCUAUCAAGGUCACAGGUAUCGAGCAGUGAGUAUUUCAGUGUGAGCUUCGAGGUGGGCGACGAUGCGGGUACGAUAGACCGGGAGGAAUUUCUGCCAGUCACUAAGGGAACGUAUCUAGUGGAGGUUUUAAGCACAGCUUGCGAGCGGCGGGGUAUAGACUUGUCGCGCGUUGACGUGCUACUCGACAGCUUUGCGGCACCCUUAUCCGUACACACGACCGAAACUUCCUGUCUAGGUGGAAAACAUCUACGAAUAACUGCCAAAGACGAGAAAUCGAGUUCAAGAUCAGCCAGUCAGAAAAGCAGUCAUAAUGUAUCCUUUCGCAAAACCGGCGGAAGUUACAGAAGCCGAAGUGGUCGAUUCUUCAGCGUCUCGACGGAGGACUCGAGCGUGGAUUCGGAAGCCAGUUCCAUCGUUGCUGCGAACACGGCAAAGAGUGUCGCUGGAGCUGCGUCUCUUAAAGCCAGCAAGCAACGUUGGAGCGGUUUCUUUACUAAUACCAAGGGUACAAAAAUGGAGUUACUCGUCGAGCAGCUGAAUGGCUAUACGAAACAUGGUGUGCCCAGGUUACCCGAAACUCAACUGCCUUAUGGACUUUCUGCUAGCGAAGAAGCUUUGUUGAGUUUGGAGAACGAUUGGCGCGACAUUGUCGAGAGCUCAGAGCUGCUGAGCGAAAAGCAGCAACAGCAGCAAACGGCCCUCUGGGAGUUGGCACAGACGGAAGCGGCUUACAUUAAAACGCUCAAAGUCGUGACCGAUCUCUUCAUGGCCUGCCUAUGUGGCCUACAGGCCUCGAAUAUCCUGAGCGAGGUCGACAAGACACGGCUGUUCAGUAACAUUCCUGACAUUUACGCGGCCAAUCGCUAUUUCUGGAGCGAGCACAUCGCCGCAAUGCUGCAAGCGUCCCGUGCGACCAGGCAACCGCUCGAUCCGGGCCAUCUGCUUCAAGGCUUCGAAAACUUUGAGAAAAUAUUCGCACCGUACACGAGGUACUGCUCCGAGCAGAGCAAGUGCCAGCAAUACUGCCGUGAUCGAUUGAAUGACAACAACCUUUUCACGGCCUAUCUCGUGUGGUGUGAAACGCAAAAAGACUGCAAUCGUUUGAGGUUACUCGAUAUUCUUGUCAAACCGAUGCAGAGAAUAACCAAGUACUCGUUACUUUUGAAAGCUGUUCACAAGAACACCGAGCACGAGGACCAGCGCUCAGAAUUGACCGUCAUGAUCAAAUCAGUAGACACAUUCGUGGCGUCCGUGAACGCGGCGAUGCGUCGCAGCGAGGAAACAGCUCGACUGGCAAGCGCGGCGGCGCGAUUAGAGAGUUACGACGUAGUGGAAUCACGCGACGAGGAGCUCGACAAGCUCAUCAAGUUUCACAGCAGCCUGGAUAUCAUGAGCGCACCGAUGCCCGGCUGCCCGAGGGACGCUCUGAGGACUCUAUUGCGUGAAGGUGAUCUCAAGCUGCGCGACUCUGCUUCCUCUAGCAAGAUGGAGGUGCAUCUGCUUUUAAUGACGGAUAUGCUACUAAUCUGCAAGCAGUCAACGAAGAAGACGUCAUCCAGCAGCGGAGCAUCCGGUAGUGCAUCGAUGUUGAAAGUGGUACGUCAACCAUUGGUAGUCGAUCGAAUUAGGCUACACGAGCUCAAAGAGCCAUCAUGCCUCGGACUCGUCUAUCUCAACGAGUACGGUACUGCUUCGGCGGCUCUCGUAUUGCAUGCCGGUGAACCCAAACUCUCUAAGUCGUGGAUGGAAUCGAUAAGGAAAGCGCAGCAGCAAUUCUCAAUGCUGAAAGUGCCACCACUAGGAAGUUCGCUUACACUGGCAACGGUGAGCCGACAAGCGAGCACGUACCUCGGUGACGCUGACUUCGAGGUUGACGAGCUUUGCGAAGGUAUACCAAGGACGCCGCGUGGAAGUAGUCGAGCUUCCCGCGUUAGCAGUCUCGCACAUAGUCACAGCGGUAGUAUGGAAAUGGAAGGGGCUUCCCCGGGUAGCAGCAACUUUUUGCCGAGUUACAAUGCCAGCCGCAAUGUGAGCGUAGAGACAACGGAGCCACCACGCGCGUCAAGUGUCUCGAGUGAGGAAGGUGGCGCUGAGUCGGCGGCCGCCGCCGCUGCUGCGCAUAAUCAUCGACAGCUGCAGAUCAGCAGAAGAUCGCUGCUGAGUAAAUCGCCAACGCCGAACACGCUCAGCGUCCAAGUACCUGCGUAUUCAAGUCUGGGCCAAUCGUUGCCCAACUUAACGUUGGCAACGUCACCGCAAACGUCGACGGUGUCACCGACGCCACCCAGUUCACUUCUCAUUGUGCCGCAGAUCACGAAGAGCAAAGAGACACUUCUAUCGCCCGGUCAUCGAGGUGAAUUUACAUUUAAGAAAAAAGGAAUCUCGUACCCACCGCCGUCACCGCCUCGAGGGGCUCUGAGACGGGCAUUCGCGGUACCACAAUCGCGAAACCCACCCCUGAUAAAGACACGACACGUAAACACCUCGGUCGUACAAACACUACAGACGACCAUCAGCCUUGAUGCUGAGACAAUAGAGGAGCGGCGUAGACGACUCGAACCAUCGCAUAGGAUGGCUUCUACCAGUAGUAUCGCCGAGGAAAAGAAGUGAAGAGAAAUCAAGGAAUGUCCAGUGGGAGCUUGUUUUCGCCCAUAGCAUAUCAACGAGAGAGGUGCCGCUAUGGUGGUACUGUAUCGGCUUUAUACUCUAUAUGUGUGUGUUGUCUCUUGUUCUCUUUGAACCUGCGACAAGUCGAAGGUAUUCCGUAACUGAUUGGGGCCAUUGCAAUAGACAACACGCUUGUUUGGAAACCCCAACGGUCGCCAUGCAGAAGGUGACCGAUACCUUUUUUCUAUAUAAUCCCUUUAUCACAAGGGAACAAGACGGGGAUGAUAAUUUUCUCCUUAAAAUUGAAAUAAAACAAAAUAAUCGAAAUUAAGAAUAACCCAGUAAUAUAAGUGACGAAAAAAAUAAAAGGCCUACUUAGAAUAUAAUGUAUCGUGUAAUAAUUAGCGGACGCGACAAGAGAUUCUUGCACAUAGUUGUAAUAAUAAAAAAAUUAAUUCUCGGAGGAAAAAAUUAUUAGAGUGAUAAUUUAAUUCAACUUUAUAGCUAAGGGUUCGCCAGACAAUUGAUGAAAGUUAAGAUGGGAAGAAAGUAAUGUUUCUUAUCUUUAUCUAUAAUUGUCUGUUGACAGCAAGAUUUACAAUCUCAACAUUUUAAUAAUACGUUGCUUAUCAAUCGUAUUUUGCUUUUAGAAAAUUUAGUUUUCUUGCAGACCAACUUAUCGACAGAAGUAUUUUUUAUUGUAAAUAAAGAAAAUAGAGAUUAUCCAAUGACGAGAAAAAAUGUAAUGAGGAUAGUUAUGUAUAUGUCACAAAACACAGUAAAACUGAAAAAUUUCUUACUCCGAAAUAAUUUUUGUCGAGUGAAAGAGAAAAAAAUCGGAGCGUUGCAAGAGGAUUCUUUUACGUAUACCCUAGGUAACUGUGACUUUUGUCCUUUUACUUGUUGCGUUUCAGAAGAAGAAUCGGAUUUUAUGAUGAGACAUACAACGACGUACUGUACGUAUUUGCUCUGAAUUUAAUGAGUUUUGAAAUUAAGGUAUUGUAACACCGGCAGAUAGCAAAAAAUGUAGAUGAAAAUAAAAUUGCGAAUAUAAAAUACGUAAUUU
Molecule: messenger RNA, 7141 nt
Organism: Phymastichus coffea
Lineage: Eukaryota; Metazoa; Arthropoda; Insecta; Hymenoptera; Eulophidae
Product: pleckstrin homology domain-containing family G member 5-like
Exons: 22
Coding region: 2392-6078 (1228 amino acids)
Biological process (GO): endothelial cell migration; Rho protein signal transduction
Cellular component (GO): axon; plasma membrane; endocytic vesicle
Molecular function (GO): guanyl-nucleotide exchange factor activity
Source: RefSeq, a predicted model, not a curated record